CGAUAUUGUAAUUAGUAUAAGUUGUUCAGUAAUAUCAGUUGAAUAUUCAGUUUUAUUUGUAAAUUUUAUCAUUUAGAUUAUUGAUAAUAAGUAUUGACACCUGGAAGUUGUUUCUAAGGUUUAGGUACAUCAACAUAUUGUCUUGCCUGUAUGUGAACACUUGAGAACAAACAAUAAGGACCCACCAUGAGUAGGGACGCUGCCUACAGGGUUGACCACCUCCAGCAGGGUGGUCCCGGUAGAGGGGAAGAGAUCCCAUUGUAUCAGAUCCAGUCAGAUUAUGAAGAUCCUCCAGAACCCGUUCCAGCCCGGCUACACCGACGUUACACUUCUGAAGCUGGCAGUAAUUACCCGCCUCACCAGGCCGGUAACAUGGACAGACGGCGGUCCUGGGGAACCAUGGAUGACAUAGCCAUUACUGCUGAAUUACUGGAGAGUCUGCCCAGCCGACAGCUAGAAUCUCUGACGAGUGGCAAGCAUACGUUGCGACACCGACACAUGCGACACAAGUCGUAUCACGGCUCAACCCGCGGACCGCAUGUAGUCGACCAGACGGAUGCUAUCGCCAUGGCGUUCGAUGAACCGGACAUGGCUGACCGCACAGAAGAAGAGAUCGGCACACUGCUGCGGGACAUGACGACGACACUUUCGAGCAAACGAGAAAUUAAGAGAAGAAUUAGCUCCAAGAAGCGCAGUCCAGGACGACUAAGAAGGUGGAAAUAUUCUCGUGCCAUGGCAUGGCAACACUUCAAGUACAGCAUGGCAGAGAUGAUGUAUUCCAUUGAGCUGUGGAAGUCAGACCUCAAGAAGAUCGAAGGCCAUUUUGGAACCAGUGUCUUGUCCUACUUCCUUUUUCUCAAGUGGCUUUUCCUCAUCAACAUUCCCAUCUUCCUCGUGACCUUUGGCUUUGUUGUCCUGCCACGAGUGCUCCAGCGCUGGUUUGAAGACACCCCUGCUGGCUACCCAAACGCAUCCUUCACUGGAGUGGAGCUACUCACUGGCGCGGGUUGGUUUGAGAACACUGAGAUGUAUUAUGGAUUCUAUAGUGACUACAACAUCAACUUUGUUGGAGGGACGGAGUAUCAGAUGAGAUUUGCCUACCUGUUUACCUGUGGAGCAUAUUACCUGUUCUCUCUCUUUAUCCUGGCUUUUAGCAUCCUGCGGUCGUACAGGAAGUACUACAUAGAGGGCAGUAGUAAUUUCAACCUGUACUAUGUCAACAAAGUUUUCUGUGGCUGGGAUUACGGGAUUGAGAAUCACGAGGCGGCACAUCUCAAACACCUCAGUAUUUAUAAUGAACUCAAGGAAUACCUAUCUGGCCAGAGUAAAUCAUCUGAGAAAACUCUUUCCCAGAAGUGUACUGUAUUUUGGAUUCGAGUUGUCACCAAUGUUCUGGUGCUUGGAAUGAUAUGUGGUGCUGGAUAUCUUGUGUACUACAUCUCGGUGACACAGUCUCUCAAAAGUGAAAUUCCAGUUUUGAGUCUGUUGGCGAUGCCUCUGUGCAUCAUAGGAAUAAACCUCUUUCUUCCGUUUGUCUUCAGUCUGCUUGAAUGGUUUGAGAGAUACGACAAACCAAAGAAUGAAUUGUACAUGCACAUGUUUCGGACCAUGUUGCUCCGAGCAGUUGGUUUGGCAGUCCUUGUAAACUUCUGGUUUAAUAAAAUUGAAAAAGACAAGUGUUGGGAGACAUUUAUGGGUGAAGAGAUUUAUCGAUUGGUGAUCGUGGAUUUUAUAUUUACUCUUGUGGUGACAUUUACGUUUGAAUUUCUUCGAAGAGUGAUGUCUCGGUACUGUUGCACUAAAAUAAAACCACCAGUUUUUGCCAUUGGACGGAACACUCUGGAUCUGAUAUACUCGCAAGCCCUGUGCUGGCUUGGAACAUUUUACAGCCCCUUACUUUCCUGCAUAAUGAUUGUGAAGCUCAUUAUCAUAUUUUAUGUUAAGCGGAUCAGUGUUCUGCAGAACUGCAAGCCGUCAAUGCGGCCAUGGCGUGCGGCACGGUCUCACACCAUAUUUCUCGGUUUCCUCAUGGUCUUCUUUCUCUUGACCGCUGCUGCAGUCACAUGCGGAAUCAUUUUUAUUCAUCCGAGCACCACUUGUGGUCCAUACCGUAAUGUAACGACCACCUACCAGGUUGUCAUUAUACUCAUCGACGAUUGGCAGGACGAACACAAAUGGCUUACUGACAUCAUACAUUUCAUAUCAUCCCCUGGUGCUAUCUUUGGAUUGCUGGUAUUCUUGUGCAUGGCAACAUACUACAUGAGGAUUGCUAUGAUUGGACACAAGGAAAUGGUGCAGUUACUUCGUCAACAACUUUCCUUGGAGGGUAAGGACAAGAAUUUCUUGCUGGGUCUUCUUCAAGAGGCAAAUAGAAAAAGCAAGAGAAAAGCAAGCGUGAAGAAUCGUCUUCAGACACCGGACAAAACCACAGAAACCAACAGCUUCAUAUCUCCUGGUGGUAGAGAAUUUAUUAGAACAGUGGCUGAAUCAGCUAGCAGGACAGCACAUUCCUAACUGUUUGAAACAGAAGUGGAUUUUAGAAAUAAUUAACAGUCAUAUUUCUUCAUUGCUAGUUGUUUAAAAUGUGAAUGUCAAUAAACAUCCACUUGAGUUAUUAUUUCUUUUCAACUUAACUUGACCUAAACCCCCCCCCCCCCCCCCCAAAAAAAAAAAAGACGAGAAAAGACAUUCAGAUUCUAAAAGUGAAAAAGAAAGACUGAAGUUGCUGUAACAUGACUGAAAUAGGAAGUAGAAGACUCAUUUGAAAUAUUUGGUUUCAUUGAUUGUUGAAAUGGGGGGGAAUACUAUUGGUUACAGGUGAGUUAAGUAUUUAUAAAAAGUGAAACCAAUCCAAUUUUGCUACAUUUUUAAAGCAGUUUGAUUUUGCUUCUGUAUAUUGACUUUGAAAACAAAAUAUUAAACAGUUUCUAAUGUGUUUUAUAUACCAGCGCGUAUAAUUAAAAAAAGGGCCAAAAUUAUGAAACCUUUUUUGUAAAUUGCAGGUCUUUAUGCAUUGUAAAUAUACAGGUAGGUACUUACAUUAUUUUAAGACAAAAACUGGCUUUGUAGAUUCAAUCCAAUUUUUUUUAUUUAAAUUUAGAUUGUACCAGCAAUAGUUUUAACUACUUUGCUUGAUCUGCAAACUAUCUAAUUGAUUCUGAGCCAGUCGUUGCUCAAUGAUUUUAUAAAAUGGCACCUAGUAUAAGUGUAUCGAUCAACCAAAUGAGGUCUUUACAACUGAUGCAACUAAAUGUUACCGGUAAUAUUAUUUUUGUACACUGGUAUAUUUAUAUUUUUAAUCCCCUUUUAUCAUUAAAAAGUCCCAGUUAAAAACAUUGACCACUUUAUUGCAAUUUACCAUUUUUGAGACAAUCAACAUAAACUGAAUUAUAAAUAUUAAUAUUUUACAUUUUAAUAUAUAUAUAUAUAUAUAUGAAGAGUUCAGGCGCAAAACGCGAUAUAAACCAUUUUCUUUCUUUUUUUAGUUAAAGCCAUUAUUGUAUGUCA
Messenger RNA from Gigantopelta aegis, 3507 nucleotides. Its product is annotated as transmembrane channel-like protein 7. The transcript is spliced from 19 exons. The coding region runs from base 187 to 2514 and encodes 775 amino acids. Lineage: Eukaryota; Metazoa; Mollusca; Gastropoda; Neomphalida; Peltospiridae. Gene Ontology annotation, molecular function: mechanosensitive monoatomic ion channel activity. The record is from RefSeq and is a predicted model, not a curated record. Gene Ontology annotation, cellular component: plasma membrane.